This is a messenger RNA of Pelobates cultripes (western spadefoot toad), 579 nucleotides long. The record is from the annotation of a GenBank genome assembly. NCBI's taxonomy places the organism in Eukaryota, Metazoa, Chordata, Amphibia, Anura, Pelobatidae.
AUGGCAGCGACCUUCCGGGCUAAAUUUUACACCGUUUGCCAGAAAUUUGGGGAGCAAUUAGGAGAGAAGAACCUACCUCUGACAACGCAUCAACAUGCACCCCUCUGUGUGCGGCCGAGGCGCUCAACCAAGGCUGCAAUACCACAGGUGCGGUUAACUGGCACUUCGGCUCGGCUGAAGAAACAACAAAGGGGCAACAGACACUUAAAGCAGACAUGCAGAGCCCAAGCAAUGGCGCCAAAGCCACAUGUGACAGGGCCAAAGACCUCCCUAAACCCGAAAGAGACACCAAAGUCCGUAUGGGACACGCCUGAGGGGUCAACGUUCCCAAACACUCACCAUGUACCCAGCCAACAACAGCUCCUCACCACAGCCGGGAUUGGAGGCACCUCAACUGAACAAAACUUGCAUGCACUAGGCCCAGUACCAGCUGCAGACCAACAAAAAGGUGCAGGGGGAUACCAAUGCACGCCCCGACCACAAGCGGUACCUGCCAAAGGCCGGAGUCGGAUGAAUCCCCAGUCUGGGAUCCCAGAGACUAAGACCUGCACCCACGGAGGAUACAAUAUGGUUAUAUGA